Messenger RNA from Hyalella azteca, 2546 nucleotides. It is a transcript of the gene ArgRS-m, whose product is annotated as probable arginine--tRNA ligase, mitochondrial. The record is from RefSeq and is a predicted model, not a curated record. Bases 126 to 1973 code for a protein of 615 amino acids. Gene Ontology annotation, molecular function: arginine-tRNA ligase activity; ATP binding. Lineage: Eukaryota; Metazoa; Arthropoda; Malacostraca; Amphipoda; Hyalellidae. Gene Ontology annotation, cellular component: mitochondrion. The transcript has 14 exons. Gene Ontology annotation, biological process: mitochondrial translation; arginyl-tRNA aminoacylation.
ACAUGGCACAGAGACUGCACUUAAGUGACAUAACUUGUUGCUUGUCAUUAAUAACUGUGUAGCUAAAUAACUGUUUUUUUUUAAUUCCUGUCAAGAGUUCUGUAGUAUGAAAGUUUAACCUGAUAAUGUCUACAAAAGUACGUCAGAUAAUAGCUAAGAAGGUGCAGCGUGGUAUUUCUGGCAUGAAAAUUGGCUCCUCUGUCCCUGAGUUGAGAAAACUUACUGAUCACCUAAUAACCUUCUUGAAGGUAAACCCAAAGGUAGCAACACUACAGGCUCCAUGCAACAACACUUCUGCUCAAGGCUGCUUUCGUUUUGAUGUCUCACUGAAAAAACUAAACUAUGCCCUCAUUUCUAACCCUCCCUGUGAAUCUCAUCAGAGAUCUAAAGUUUGUGAAUUGCAAGACCUUGGCUCUUCUCUUGUACAUAAAAUAGAGACUGAUGACACGCUCUUGUCUGCCUAUGUCCACCCUCACCCAAACGAUGAUGACAUGCUACUUUCUCUUACAGUACCGGCUGGGGAGCCGUGCUGCGAGGUGCUUCAAAAUGUGCUCAAACAGCCUUCAAAUUUCUGGCAUCAGAGCGAUCUGUUGAGCCUCAUCCCCAAGCAAAGUGUGGUGGUUGAGUUCAGCUCACCAAACAUUGCAAAACCUUUUCAUGUUGGGCACCUUCGGUCCACAAUCUUGGGUGGCUGUCUGAGCCGCAUGCAUGCAGCGCUUGGUCACCACGUCAUCAGACUCAACUACCUGGGUGACUGGGGCACUCAGUUCGGUCUCCUUAAGUAUGGUUGUGACGCUCGAUCCAUCACCCGCUCAGACCUUCUAGAAGACCCCAUUAAGAAGCUAUAUGAAGUCUAUGUGUGGGCAAACAAGCAGGCAGAGACAGACCCCAACGUCCACGCAGAGGCAUCUCAAUUAUUUUCUAGAAUGGAACAUGGCGAUGAACAGGCGCUGGAGCAGUGGAGAUUCUUCAGAGACAUCUCUGUAAAAGAUCUGAAUAAAACAUACAAGCGUCUAGGUAUCAGCUUUGACGAGUAUCACGGCGAGAGCGACUACCCAGCCGCCAGUUGUGCAGCGAUACUGCGGCAGAUGGAGGACUGCGGUCUCCUUGAACUGCACGAGGACGGUCGUAAAAUGUACGAGUUUACCCCCGGCCGCAAAGUCACGGUCGUUAAGAGCGACGGCUCGAGCAUCUACCUCUCCCGAGACAUCGCGGCUGCUGUAGAUCGCUACCAAAAGUUCGGGUUCGACCAUCACUACUACGUCGUGGACAUGACUCAAAUAGACCACUUCAGAGCGCUCUUCAGUGCCCUUACGGCGCUGCAGUAUCCCUGGGCUCGCCGGAUGCGACACGUACGAUUCGGUCGUAUUAAAGGCCUAAGCAGCCGCAAGGGCUCGACGUUAUUCCUGAGCGACCUCCUCGAUGACGGACGCAAGCUGAUGAUGAAGCAACAAACUCAAACAAGCACGACGUUGGUGAGCGGAAACGACGCCGUGGCAGCGGCUGACGCUCUAGCGCUGUCAGCCAUCGUCGUGGCAGACCUCAGGCAGCGGCGGCACAGGGACUACGACUUCUCCUGGCAGGCAGCACUUAGGAGCACCGGAGACACGGGGGUGCGGCUGCAGUACACGCACUGCAGGCUGGUGCAGCUGGAGCAGAACUGCGGCGUAGCGCUCAAUCUCGACGCACAGUUGCAGAGCCUUGCUUCAGAGCCCGCGGCCCUCGCCUGUGUUGCGCUUAUUGCUAAGUACGAGGAAAUACUUUAUGAGUUCCACGAAAGUCUCGAGCCCUACAUCCUGGUCUCCUACCUUUUCAAGUUAAGCCACAGCAUCAAUAAAGCGCUUUACAAGCUCAAGGUGCGUGAUGCUCCUCGCGACGUGGCGGAAGCCAGACUGGCACUGUUCGUUGCAGCGCGCCACACCCUGGCUGCCGGACUAACCUUACUGGGACUUCAGCCUCUCGACAAAAUGUGAUUGACGGACUCAGCGACUUCUGAUCCGUGAAACUAUGCUAGAUGGCUCCGAAUCCAUGAAGAAUUUACAGUAAUUGUGAAAUUUAUGCGUGUAAAAUCCCGGGAUCGAAAUCCUACAAUGGAAGGCCAUAGGUACUAUAGAUUCUUGAAUCUUAUACCUAAACCCCUGUCCUCGUGUUUCAUUCUUCAAUUUGGCAAUUAGACUUCCCUUUUUUGAGUAUUUAUGUUUAUUUUGCCUAAAAGGCAGACAAAUGUUUGAGAAUCUCGAAUGUGUAGCAGCACUACUGAUGGCUGCUUUUGUCACUUGCAAAUACGGUUUGAUAUCUUGAAUAAAUUUCAUGGUGAAAUAAAUUUAUAAUACUAAUCACCUAUGGUUGCGAGAUUAAAUGUUGAAAAAAUUACCAUGUAUUGUGGAUGGUUUCUUAGUACUAUCAACGUUUCAUGCUUCAUGAUCUUCCUUACUAAUCUCACCGUGAAAGCAAUGAAACCGUGCAGGGAUUAUUUAUAUAUGUGAACAUGUACAUACUCGGUUGUUGAAUUUUGUACUGAUCUCAAUAGAAAUGUUCAACCUUUU